Messenger RNA from Chaetomium globosum CBS 148.51, 945 nucleotides. RefSeq lists its product as uncharacterized. Gene Ontology annotation, cellular component: nucleolus. Gene Ontology annotation, molecular function: rRNA (adenine) methyltransferase activity. The transcript has 2 exons. Bases 1 to 945 code for a protein of 314 amino acids. The record is from RefSeq and is a predicted model, not a curated record. NCBI's taxonomy places the organism in Eukaryota, Fungi, Ascomycota, Sordariomycetes, Sordariales, Chaetomiaceae.
AUGAACAAAAUCUCAUUUCUUGACUGUCUUCUUCAAAACGCAAAUUUCGAACUCAUGGCCCCGAAGAAGAAAGGACCGGCAAAACGCCUAGCGGCCGGCCGGCCGCCGGUGCUGCAGCGAUCCAAGUCGAUUUCAAGGAGAGCGACCAAGGCCCUCAUCAACAAACACCAUCUUUUGCAGAAAAGAAAGCGGCAAGCUAUUGCCAAGGGCAACGCGGUCGAGGAGGCAGCUAUCGAGACCGAGAUCAAGGCACUGGGAGGUAUUGAAGGUUAUCAGGAAGCCAGUCUGCAAGGCCAACGGCAUGACCGAGGAGGCGACAGUUCCCAAGUUCUCAUGAAAUGGCUAGAGCCAUGUGUCUCAACUCACGGGACGGAUUCGGAUCGGCGCCUGAGGAUGUUAGAGGUCGGGGCACUCAGCACGCAGAACGCUUGCUCUAAAAGCGGUCACUUUUACAUCGAAAGGAUCGACUUAAACAGCCAAGGAGACGGGAUUCUGCAACAGGACUUCAUGGAACGACCCUUGCCAAGAGAUGAGUCUGAGCGGUUCGACAUUAUUUCUCUCUCGCUGGUUCUUAACUAUGUCCCAGAGCCGAAAGACCGAGGGGAGAUGCUCCGUCGUACCGCACAGUUCCUCCGGGCUCCAGAACGAUAUCUCGAAUCGCCCCAUCUGCAAGCGAGUUUCUCGAGUUUAUUCUUGGUCCUGCCAGCGCCAUGUGUGACGAAUUCUCGGUACUUGGACGAGGAAAGACUGGUCGCAAUUAUGAAAUCAGUUGGCCUUCCGCCAUGGACCAUGGAGCCAGGCGGUCCGGGGCUUCCGUGUGGGACUGCGCGGUCUGUGAGGACCCCGCCGACUUGGGAAUUUCUCGAGCUUGGUCGCUGCCCGGACUGGUGCCCCGAAAGCGACGGCAUCCCCGAUCUGGCAGCCCCCGCAAUCCCACUCAAGUGA